AUGUUCCCCGGCGCAGAUGACGCGCCUGCGCGCACGCAGACCCCCACCAUCGCCUCCGACAAUACCAUUGUCCCGUUGCUGCCUGAGGCACCAACAACCGACCUCGAGGACGAUGCGCGCCGCGCCACCUUUUCCGACCUCUAUCGCAAGAGCGAGGCCCGCGUGGCCCUGCUGUUUUCCGAGGAUGGCCGCUACAAUCGGGACGCUAUCCGCGGUUUGCUGUACCCGUCACGCACCCACAACGGACUGCUACCACCGCCGGCCACCGAUCAUACCCCUAUACACGAGCCGCCCUACAAGAAGACCAAGCGGACAAUCGACGAAGACGACUACGACGACGAUGACGACGACGAGGAAGCGGCCGAGGACGGUAGCGGCGGUGGUGCCAAGGCCGACGGCAGUGCCGCAGCCGAAAAGGACGCUGUCCCGGGCCCUGGUCCUUUGGCUGGGGGUCCGCCAAGACAGCUCCUGUCGCCGUCCAAGUCCGGCAGCUCACCGGUGCAUUCGGUAGGCUCACCGGACAAGCAGAACGGCCGGACCGCACACGAGGAUGGCCCCACAUCACAGCCACAGCAACAACUGGCGGCCAAGACGUCCGAGGACGUGCGCAAGGAGCUGGAGGCAGCACGAAAUGCCACUGAAGUGGCGGCACGGCGCAGCUUCCACACGCUCUUCUACACGCUCGAGAACGACCGGACAGCCAUGCUGGAGCAGCAGCAGCUGGAGGAGUCGGAGAAGCAGAUCCAGGCGGAGAUGGAAAAGCACGGGGCGAGCAGCACCAACGGAACGGGCGGGCAGAGCCACGGGACGCUCAGCAGCGCCAACCUGGGGGCGUCGAGCCUGACGCUCAAGCACCUGAUUGCGCGGAUCGACCUGAAGCGCGACCAGGUCAAGGCGACAGACACGGAGCUGCGGUCGCUGAUCAACGAGGUGCGCAAGAACCGGAGCAAGUGGGCCAGCGAGGAGCACGUCGGACAGGAGGAGCUGUACGAGGCGCUGGAGAAGGUGCUGAGCGAGCUCAAGGCGCACACGGAGUACUCGACACCGUUCCUGCAGCGGGUCAACAAGCGCGAGGCGCCCGACUACCACAUCUACGUCAAGCAGCCGAUGGACCUGGGCACGAUGACGAAGAAGCUCAAGGGACUGCAGUUCAAGAGCAAGGCCGAGUUUGUGGCGGACCUGAAUCUGGUGUGGGACAACUGUCUCAAGUACAACCGCGACAUGGGCCACCCGCUGCGGCGGAUGGCCAACAGCAUGCGCAAGGAGGCGGAGAAGCUGAUCCCGUUGAUUCCAGAUCUGACGAUCCGGUCGCGCGCCGAGGUCGAGGCAGAGGAGCGGCGAAAGCAGAACGGUGGCGACGACGGCGGCGACGACGACAGCGACGAUGAGCCCAUCAUGUCGUCGCGCGGCCGCACAGCCGGAACAAAGGGCGUGGGAACCAAGUCACGGGGUGCAGCCACGAUGUCGGCCACGAUGCACGAGCACGCCAAGGAGGGCACGCCAGGCAUAGACCGAGAUCGAGAUCGGAAGCCGGUGCUGCAGCUGAACGGACUGCUGGCCAAGAGUGUCGGCGGCAACAACAGCAACGGGCGCGAAGGUUCAGAGGCAGGCGACGGAAGCAUCGGGUUCGGCACGCCGCUGAUGGGCGCGGUCGGAUCGGUGACGCCAGGCGGACUCAACGGCGGACACCACUCGGGAGUCGGCAGCAACGUGGAUGCGAUGGACCUGGACGGAUCGACGCUCAACGGCCUCGGCGGGCUGGCACUCGACCGAGCCAUCAACGAGGCGGCCGAGCAGGUGUACGAGGACGAGGAGGACCUGACAUGGAAGCAGGUCACCAAGAAGAGCCGGGCGCUGCUAGCACGCCAGCGCUACGACAUGUUUCGCGAUGGGCGGCUCAACAUCGACCAGCCGGCACUGCUGCGGACCAAGGCCGACAUGCGGUGGUACGUCCGGGGUGUCAAGGAGGCUGAGGCCAUGGGGCUGCUAGGCCCGAGUGCUGGUCGUGGCGGCGGCGGCGGUGCUGACAGCAUGGCGGCAGCGUCGUCGUCACUGCUCGCGACAGCCGACAGCAGCAACAGCAACAGUAACGGCAACGGCAACGGCAACGGCCUGCUGCUGUCGUCUUCUUCGUCCAAAGCGAACGAGACAACGCUGGCCGAGGGCAUGGAAGACGACGUGGAAAAGGUGGUGCCCGACUACUACGAGCCGCAGUCGAUCGUGCCAGACGUACCGCUGCGGCUGCAGUGGAUCGAGGACGACGAGGGCGGCGUGAUCAACCCGAACGAGGAGUUUUUGCGGCUCGUUCCCGAAGGCCAUUUUGUGGCACCGCCGAGUCGGCUUAGUAAGCGGUUUGAUGAGAACAUGCGGCAGAUCCAGGAGACGCGCAAGAUUUGCUCCAAGAUCGGGGUGGUAAAGCAGAUGCAGAUCCAAACACAGUUUCAGCGCUACGAUCCCGAGCCGUUCUUCGAGGCCGACAUUGAGCGGCAGUUUGUGUGUGGCGACGGGGCGUUUAUGGUGGGCGAGACGUGCCGAGCAGCGAUGCAGCGGUCGGUGGCCAAGAUCUUCUUCCAUGCCGGCUUCGAGGAGCUGCAGCCGUCGGCGAUGGAGGCGAUGACAGACAUUGCAGCGGACUACUUUAUGAAGCUGUGCCACACGAUGAACGUGUACAACGAGGCCGAGCGCAAGGAAGCGACGGGAGCCUGGGCCGCACGAGGAGCACGGUUCCAGCCACGGUACACGCCCGAAGAGGUGGUGCUGCACACGCUGCACGAAAACGGGCACGACCUAGACGGGCUAGACUCGUACGUGCGCGACGACGUGGAACGACUAGGCGCGAAGCUGGGAGCGAUCCACGAGCGCAUGAAGGCGCACCUGGGCGAUCUGUUGCGACCAGCGCUGCAGGACGGCGGCACAGAGGCGUUCAACGACGGCAGCGAGCAGUUUGUGGGCGGUGACUUUGCCGAGGAACUGGGCGAAGACUUUUUCGGCUUCAAGGCCCUGGGCCUGGACAAGGAGCUGGGCCUAGACAUUCUCAGCGUGCCGCUGCACCUGCUGCAGACGCGGGUGCGCAACCAGAGCACCAACGACGCACCGACCGGCGUGGCCUCGGAGGCAGCCUUUGAGGCGCCGCCGCCGCUGGAGCCGGUCACGCGGACGAGCAUCGGCGAUGAGAUCGGCCUGAUCAAGAACUUUUUUCUGGCCAAGCUACACGCCAACGGCGACCAGCCGCUGGUCGAGGACGAGGACCUGCCCGUCAAGCAGCGCCGUCCACGACCACGACUGGGCGCCACCGGCAAGAUCGUCUCGCCCCAGAAGCGGCCGCCCAAGGAGCAGAUCGCCCUGGCCAAGAAGAAGAAGCGCGAGGCCAUGCAGGCCGCCGCAGCCGCGGCUGCAGCCGCUGGUGCUGGCGCCGAGAAGACGUCGCCGUCCAAAAAGAACAAGGCUGCCGCUGUCUUUGCAUCGAGCUCUGCUGCUGCUGCCAAGACCAAUGGCAGCCGGCUCACAAACGGUCUCGGCCCAGACCCGCCAGGCGGCGGCGACGCUAGCUCAGCCCGGAGAGACAGCACCAUGAGCCAGGUGAACGGCACCCAGGCCGAAGAGAAAGACGGCAUGGGCGGGCCAAUGAGCCCGGAGAGCAUUGCGCGGUAG
This is a messenger RNA of Grosmannia clavigera kw1407, 3651 nucleotides long. RefSeq names its product transcriptional activator spt7. Gene Ontology annotation, cellular component: SLIK (SAGA-like) complex; SAGA complex. The record is from RefSeq and is a predicted model, not a curated record. Bases 1 to 3651 code for a protein of 1216 amino acids. Gene Ontology annotation, biological process: regulation of transcription by RNA polymerase II. Gene Ontology annotation, molecular function: structural molecule activity; protein heterodimerization activity. The transcript is spliced from 2 exons. Lineage: Eukaryota; Fungi; Ascomycota; Sordariomycetes; Ophiostomatales; Ophiostomataceae.